Messenger RNA from Symbiodinium natans, 966 nucleotides. The record is from the annotation of a GenBank genome assembly. NCBI's taxonomy places the organism in Eukaryota, Dinophyceae, Suessiales, Symbiodiniaceae.
AUGAAAAAGCAAAGCUGGGACAAUCCGCCCGACUGGUACGGCAAGAAGAACUACCUGAUCACUGAACCUGGCGACUACUCCUUGAGGCAUGGUCACUUGAGGAGGCUUCGCGAUAGCAAGGUGCUGGUGGUGACAGACUUGGACCAUACGCUUGUUGGCCACGAGCGUGAUCCGGAGAAUAAGCUUCUGGAGGAGUUCAAGACUCUGUGGCUUGGCGAAUAUGCCUUGAACGGUUCAGCCCUAGCUUACUCCACGGGUCGGAGCAAGAGCAUGGCUCUCGACGUGGCGCAAGAGCGCCAGCUGAUACGACCUGACCUUCUGAUCUGUGGUGUCGGGACGGAGGUUUACACGGUUCCCUCCACCUUGCCCGUCCUGGGCUGGUGGGAGGCGCGGGACAGCCUGAACCUGGUUCCUGAAUGGAAGAGCAAGAUGCUCAACGGGUUUAAUCGUGCGGAAGUGGAGGAGGUUUUGACUUCGCGGUUCCCAAAGUUCGAGCUGCGAGGCACGCCGGAGAACGAUCCAUACCGCAUACCGACCGCCUACCAGAUGGACGAGGCUUUCGAUGCCUCAAAGAAGCAGCUCCAGGACGAGCUAGGCUCCAGCUACCAGGUGAUUUCCUCGGGACACGGUGAGUGGAAGCUCAUCGACAUUUGUUCUGCCGAGGCUGGAAAACUGAAAGCGAUGCAGUUUGCCAGUUCGACGCUCAAGUUUGAAGCGGCAAGCACGCUGGGAUGCGGAGACAGUGGCAACGAUGAGCUCAUGUUUAGGAAUGCUGGUGGACGCGGGGUAAUGGUUGCGAAUUCUCUGCCAGAGUUGGUGGAGGCCAUGACCGCAUCCGCAGACCCACCCACGAAAGAGCUGCAAAAAGGAGCUGAGUUUAAGACCUGCCACGGGAGCACCAUGCUUUUUGCUGGUAGAGAGGUCGCUGGCGGGAUCGUUGAAGCUCUCCAACACUUCUUUCCAUGA